UACUGUCUAGACCUCCGCAAUGUAUCCAAGAUUUUUUGUAUAGUCUUAUUCAUAUUAUUAUCACUAUAAAUUGUAAAUUUAUGCUGUCCUAUCAUACAGUUUUGAGUGAUUAUUUACAAAAUAGUGAUACCACAAUAAAUUAAUCAUAAUGAUGAGCAAAUUGCUAGAAAGUCUUUUAUGUCUUUCAUUUAUUGUAAAUAUAAAAAGUGCAAUAGUACCACCACCAUGGGCUAAUCCAUCAAGUAAUCCAUGUGCAGUACAACCACGUGGUUGGCAAUUACUUUAUUGGCCUGCGGACGGUAAAUGUUAUAAAAUAUUUCAAAUUGGAGCACCAUGUCCUGAAUCUAUGGAGCUAGGUCCAGCUGCAAAAGGAGGUGGAACGAUAGCAGAAUGUCGAUGUCCACCAGGGACAGCUCAAUCUCGUAAAGAUUCACUUUGUUACCCAAUAUUCACAAAAGCUUCUUGUCCAAGUGGGCAAUAUUUUGCUCCAAUCUCUGACUCCAAUACUAAUCGAUCCACUGGACGAUGGGGAAUAUGCAAAGAACCAGAAAAAUGCUCUGAGCAUACUCAGGUAUUCUGGCCUCGUGAUGAAAAAUGUUAUACAAAAUUGACACGUGGACCUUGUCCGAAAGGACAGCUUCUGACUUUAAAUAAAGACAAUCUAGCAGAAUGCCAAUGCUCAUCAACAGAUAAAGAACUUGGACUUUAUUAUUAUCCUGAUAAUAAAGGAGGAUGUUAUGAACAUUACACUAAAGGACCUUGUUCAGAACCUGGUGAAAUAUUUUUACCUGGAGGAACUUGCGGAUGUCAACAAGAUAUUCCUCAUUAUCAUUCUUCUACCAAAAUGUGUUAUCCUUUAGGUGAAAUCGGACCAUGCCUGAAAGGUCAUCAUUUCGUUGUAACUAACAAAAGUAUGUCAGAAAAUCGGAUUUUUGCAACUUGUACUUGUAAACCAGAUCACAUUCUCUAUAAAGAUGGAUUGUGUUACCGAAAAUAUACACGUGGACCCUGUGAGACAGGUUACAUGAUUAUUAAUUCGACGAACUGUAUUCCAGUUCCUUGUAAACGUCGAAGACUUUUUUUCCCUCAAGAAAAAACUUGCUAUAAAAUUGGAUCAAAAGGACCAUGUCCUAGUGGCCAAAUUGUACUUUACGAUCGAAAUGUACGUCCUUCGAUUGAUGGCGUUAGCUAUAAUGGUGUAUGUGGUUGUACCGAAACACUAAAACUGGCAGGAAAAUGUUCUGAGAAUACUGAUUUUAAUGAUACGUGUGAAAAUACUCCAGGAAUGUUUCUGCUUAAUAAAACAUGUUAUAAAUUAUACACUCAAGGCCCAUGUGGACUUGGAGAAUGGUUGGUACCAAGAAGGCAAUCGAAAACACAAGAAAUAUUCCAAGAUACAAAUAAAUCCAAAAUAAGAUGUGAAUGUCGACCCGGUUAUAGAAAAAUAACUCGAGCAUCAGAGUUGAUUGAUAUAGAAAUUAAUACUUUAACAAACUUCAGUCAGUGUCAACCACCAGCAGUAUCUUUAGCUGAAUUUCUCAAUAAAAAUUUCAAAAACAGUGAUUUUGAAGUUUAAUCUUGAGCAAUGGCAAUUUGCUCAAAACUUUAAUUAUAAAUUGUGAUAAAUUUUCAAAACUAUUUUCAU
Molecule: messenger RNA, 1645 nt
Organism: Chelonus insularis
Lineage: Eukaryota; Metazoa; Arthropoda; Insecta; Hymenoptera; Braconidae
Exons: 5
Coding region: 149-1576 (475 amino acids)
Source: RefSeq, a predicted model, not a curated record